GCGGAUGGUAUACUAGGUAGGUAGUGAACAACAUGCAGAUGGUUGAUGAAGCCGGGUCAUAUAUACCCGGGGAACAGAGGUGAGUGUAUGAAUGCAGCGGAAGGAAAACAACAGCAGCAGCAGCAGCAGCAAAAACAACAACAACAAAAAGAAGUAGUAGAAGAAAGAGGAGUGGAAGAAGCAGAAGAAGAUAUAAACAGGGUAUGUGCACAACAUAGCAUAACAUAACAUAACAUAACAAUCAUUCAAUCACAAAUCUACCA
Aspergillus campestris IBT 28561 is the source of this 263-nucleotide messenger RNA. RefSeq lists its product as uncharacterized. Bases 46 to 228 code for a protein of 60 amino acids. The transcript has a single exon. Lineage: Eukaryota; Fungi; Ascomycota; Eurotiomycetes; Eurotiales; Aspergillaceae. The record is from RefSeq and is a predicted model, not a curated record.